This is a messenger RNA of Xyrichtys novacula (pearly razorfish), 6251 nucleotides long. The record is from the annotation of a GenBank genome assembly. Lineage: Eukaryota; Metazoa; Chordata; Actinopteri; Labriformes; Labridae.
GAAAUGCGGUUUGCUGUGAAAUGGAUUUGUGUGUGUCGGUGUUACAGUUUUAGAAACGAGCGGAGGGACAACCAGAGAGACUCUGACAGUCAGGUACGGUUUUAUUUUAUUAAUGUAGACCAGUUUAUGUAACAGCUCUGAGUUACCGGUGAACUUUAGCGACAUUUGUGUCUCUUUCUGCGCCUUUUCAGUCACAUCUGUGAACUUGUUUACUGUCCGAAGUGUCGACCAGGCUAAUUCAAUAAAGCUGAUCAGGUUAAAAAAUAACAUGAAAACCACAAAAAGUAAAAGGAAGUAGAAGUAAAACCUUUGUAGAAGCUCAUAAAGUGUGUUCUGUGUGAAGUGCUGCAGGGAUUAUCUGAGAUUAUAGUCUGUAUAAUAAUCUCUUUUAUUGGGGAAGCAUCAUGUGAAAAGUGGUUCCUCAUUAAGGGCACACAUGACGCUUUAAGAUGCAAGCUCAGCUUUGUUCUGCCAUCUCAGUCUUCCUCCUCUACCCCCUCAGACACACAGAAACCAAGAGCCUCAUUGUUUUAGACUCAAAGACUCGCUUUCUAUUUCAGAUUUCCAGUUUUUUUUAGAACACGUGAAGGUGGUCGGCAGAGAGAAAGAGUCUGCAUGAGAACUGUUUUAGUUUUAAGUGUUUUUAUACAUCAAUUAUGUUGUGAAAUUAGUUUGAAAUGAGCAGCACUUUAGUUAAAGGAGGACGAUAAAGUACCGUAUCGAGUACCGUGUACCGUAUCGAACCGUAUCGUAACGUGACAUAGAUAGAGAACCGUAUUAUGGUGUGACAUCGAAUUUCAAAUAUUUGUAGUUCUAGUGUUACUGAAAUUUAAUAUUGGACCUGCAUGAUAUGAGAAAUACUCCAAAUACUGCGACAGUGAAAUGAUAACGACUCCCCAUUGAGGGCUGACAUAGAUCAAUAGCUUCAAUAACAGACCACAGCUAAUUAUUAGUCUGUCCUUAGUGUUGAACCCACAGCAGUGAAGUCCCCAGCUAACUGUUUUUGAUCAGCUGUUCUCAGAUGCCUGAAAAACGUAAACAAGGUCUCAUUAACGAUAAAAACAAUCACGGUGUAUCAGCCAACGUUAUAGUAACCAGUGGUGAGUGGUGGCUGGAGUCCCUGCAUGUGCAGCAGUGUAAUGUGAUUGUGUCAGUCUGUCCCCUCAUAACGCCGACAUGCAGACAGCAGAGAAGCAGGAGACAGAAGCUGCAUGUUUUUUUUUGCAUGACUAUUUUGGUGCAAAUAUUUAAAUAUUUAGCAGCCAAAAGGAAAAUCCGCUGAGUGUUAAUUAUGGACACAGACUAAGCUGCUCAUAACAGAAAUAAACAGAAUAAAUAAACUGACUUUAGGUUGGUGUGAAUCUCAAAGUCAUGACUGAAUCUGUUUAAAGUAAAGACCUGGUUCAUUCCCACACUGCUGCAACAUUACCCUAUCACUGUUGAUGUACAGUGGUGUUAAAGUGAGAGACGUUCAGUGAGCUCGUGUUACAUUCCUCAUCGUCUAACUGAUGAUGACAGAGCAGAUGGACUGUUAACUUUGUAAAGUGUUUGUUUAAAAAUAGAAGAAAAACCUUUAAAUUCAGACACAGAACAGAAAAAGAGGAAUAAAGACGUUUGAUUUCCAUUUGAAGACGACAUAUUUACUGACAGUUUUUGCAUGUAUCUCCUCUCUAAACCAGAUCAGUCUCAGCAGAUGACGGUCUAACAUCAGUCUGGUUCUGCUCAAAGUUUCUGCCUGUUAAAAGAAGUUGGGAUGGGGGUGGGUCUGGUCUCCCAGGAUGGGCCUCAGUCUGAUCCCAUCUUGGGUAAAUCUAAGUCUGGUCUAGAUCAGCUUUUUUGUGAAGCAUCUGCAGAUAAAGUGUGUUGUGAAUUAGUGCGUUAUAAAUGACGAUUAAUUGACUGAAUGUGGAUUUUUAUUUAAUUAAGUGGAUAAAGUUCAGGGUGAAAAACAUCGAUGAAGGAGCUGUGAACGUAGAGAGAGAUGACGUUGAUCUUAAUCCAGAGCUGGACACAGCUCAUGGAAAUAGACGGUUGAGGGUUAAACUGAAGUUAUUGUUGUUAAUGUUUCCAGAAUGAUGUGAUAAAAUAAACUCUAACUCUGCAGCAUCACAGGAUCUGGAUUACUGAGCUGAUCUCUUCCAGCUGCGGCACUGAAGUCAGUCCAGAACAUGGCUUUCCAAGAAACAGCCUCUCCUUUCCUGUUUGGACCAGAACCAGUGAGUUUGAUCCAAGAAUAAAGCAGAACUAUUUGAUCGUCUCUGAUAUUCACGCCGUGUUCUCCCUCUUCUCUUUCAGCUCGCUGUUUAACACUUCCUGUCUUUGCUGGUCUUCACGUUCCCUCCUCUCUUCACUCUCUGAGCUCCGUCUGUGAACAUGGAUAACUCGGUGCCCGUCCAGCCUAGCCUUAACUCCGCCUACUUCACCCCGGCGGUUGGAAACCACCAUGUAUCUGAUGACGAGGACAGCGAGGACACGACUCCCACUGCGUCCCUCCUGCCCAAACACUCCUCGGUGCCUCUGCCGGUCCGUUACAGCCCCGAGGACUCUUACUGUCUGGUCUACUGGAUCUUCUUCCUGCUGGGCAUCGGCUCUCUGCUGCCCUGGAACUUCUUCAUAACCGCCAAACACUACUGGAUCUACAAACUCAGCAACAACACUAACGAGGAUGGCAACGAGGAGCGGCGCUCAGACCUCAGCGUGAGUGUGGGGGGAGACAAAAUCACAGUUACGCUUCUCUGUUUGCUUCGUACGGAUCUGUGAAGGUCCUGACAGCGAUGUGAAGACUGAGCGUCCUUUCACCUCUGACAGGAAUCAAUUAUAAAGCGUUAAGUUAUGCAAAAAGAGCGUGUAAGAGAGAGGUUAGGUCAGGAUAACGAAGGAAGAGCCGACGGAUAAAACAGGCGAGUGUCACAGAGACGGAAAUGAUCUGUGUCCUCGAGUGAAAAAUGAGGAAUAAUCAGAGUUUGACAGAGUCAGCUCUGAACUCUGUGAGUUUCUGUCCUAAAAGCUGACUUUUAUUUUUUGACUGAAAACAAAGGAAGCAGAAAAAAAUCCUCUGAUUUUCAUCUCCUCUCACUUCCUCUAAAUUAACAUGCAGAUCUGUUCCAGAGCGUGUCUUAAAAACUGUUUUUCUGUCUCUUUCUGCAGGAUUACUUUGAGAGUUAUCUGACCAUCGCCUCCACGGUGCCGUCUGUGCUGUGUCUGAUACUCAACUACUUCUUAGUGAACAGGUAACAACACCGUCAUUCAAACACAGACGACAAAUUACUCCACUUUUAUUCCUCUGCAGAGUCCCAAACAUUCUUGAACAUGAUAUUUGGAGCUUUUUAAAGGAUGUUAAAGGAAAAUUCUGGUGUUUUUGAGGUGAUUUUUUUAUGAGCUUUGGUGUCGGUUCAGUUUCUCACGAGCUGAGCGGCAUCACGUCAGAAAUUCUGGAAUAUCCCUUUAAGAUAUUCAGAUUACAGUCGUAUAACUGAUCCUGUGACUUUAAAUGAUGUCUUUAACUGUGUCCUCUCCGGACUUUGACCCGUCUGUGCUGGACUGUGAUAAAAUAGAGCAGAGGUUUGGAUCUUUAACGUCUUUCUGGAAACAUGAGGACUCUCAUCUGGAAUCUCAUUUUGACGUAAACUCUGUCUAACCCUCGUCUGUCUGUCCGUCUCUGUGAUGUCGGCAGGUUGUCUUCUCACGUGCGCAUCCUCACGUCUCUCUUCGUGAUCCUGGCCGUCUUCAUUUUGACCACGGUGCUGGUGAAGAUCGACGUGUCGGGCUGCAGGACGGAGUUCUUCGUCGGUACUCUGGCCAGCGUGGCCGUCGUCAGCGGAGCCUCGAACCUUUUCGCCGGCAGCGUGUUCGGGAUAAGCGGACAUUUCCCCAUGAGGGUUUCCCAGGCGCUCAUUUCAGGUACAGUCUCCACUCAGGUGAGCAGUCUCUGUGGUUUUGAACACCAGGUGAGCUGAGGUCUCCUCUCCUCUCAGGUCAGGCCAUGGGGGGCACACUGAGCGCUGUAGCUUCAAUCGUGGACCUGGCGGUGGCGAAGGAUGUGAAAGAGAGCGCCCUGGCUUACUUCCUGACAGCUGACGUCUUCAUCCUCCUCUGCAUCAUCACUUACCUGCUGCUGCCCAAGCUGGCUUACUCAAGGUAGGUCACCUGGUGGUCGUCUGGUCCCCACAUGACAGAUUAUCACAGACUUGAUUCAUGUUAUUUAACAUGAGGAUGUUCAUCUAAAUUUGUCUCUUUCUGGGUCUAAAUACUGGAUCAGUCAGUGUAGUUCUCGACAUGGCCACAGGCGGGUGCUAAAGUCAAAUUUACAUGUUUUAAAACUGUGUCGGGAUCCUGUUUCGAUCAGUCCGGUUCUUCUAAAACCUUCUGCAUACUCUCUUCUUCUUCUUCUUCUUCCUUCAGGUACUACAUGCUCGCAGCGUCGAGCAGUCCUGGAUUGAUGGACGAUGGCGGAACCGUGGAAAGCUCAGGGGGCGGAGACUCCAUCCCGCCUCUGCAGCCCAUCCUGAGGAAGACGUGGGUGCUCGGCCUGUGCGUCUUCUACGUCUUCUUCGUCUCCAUCAUGGUGUUUCCUGCGAUCUCCUCUGGGAUCCAGUCGGUGCACAAAGACAGCGGCAGCCCCUGGACCACCACCUACUUCGUGCCCCUCACCAGCUUCCUGCUCUACAACGUGGCGGACUUCUGCGGCAGACAGGCCACAGCCUGGCUGCAGAUCCCUGGUCCCACCAGCAGAGUCCUUCCUGUUCUGGUGGUGUGUCGCUCCGUCAUGGUGCCGCUCAUCAUGUUCUGUAACUACCAGCCCAGAGACCACAUCCACACUGUGUUCUUCACCCACGACGUCUUCCCUGUGGUUUUUAACUGCCUCCUGGGCCUCUCAAACGGAUACCUGGGUACUCUGCCCAUGAUCUAUGGUCCUAAGGUGGUUCCUCGAGAGCUGGCCGAGGCCACAGGGGUGGUCAUGUCCUUCUUCCUCACUCUGGGGCUGGCUGUGGGCUCUGCUUUCUCUGUGCUCAUCGUGCAUUUAAUCUGAGCGGACCAUAGAGCAGUGAACUUGGAAUAAACAGAAGUUCAGAUGAACUAAACACAGACCAGCGCCGGAAGAGCCAGUCUUCUUCUUCAAUGAGGGAAACGUGCUGCUAAUGAGCUUUAUAUCUGAUUUAUAUCUCCUUUAUUAACCUGCGUAUUCAGGUGCUCCUCACACGUUUCAGCUCCCACAGUGGGAGGCCACUGGGACAAUCAGAACUGAUCCAGAUCCUGUUUACGGAUUCAGAGGUACCAGUCAUGAGGCACAUUUAUAUAAAACAAAAAGUUCUUCUUUUGUAAACAUCCUUUUUUAUUCCAUUUAAAGAACUUAAACAGAAAGUUUGUAAGUUUCUGUUCUGAUUGAAGAGUUAGCUCUGGAGGACUCUCACAUUCAGAAUCUGGUUUCCAUGAUUCCAUCUCUAAAUAAAUGCAGGGUAAAAACGUCUGUUUACACUAAUCCAGGUUUCGUUGUGGGGAACUUUUGCUUGAACUAAAACGUUUUUUUCUGAAAAUGUUGCAAACCAAACAUUUUGUACCAGUACCUGGUGUAAUGAGGGUUUAAUCUGUGCCAAAUUCAUUAGUGUGAUGGGGAGGGAUUUUUGAUGGAGUGAUGGAGUAUGAAGUUUGGUACAGAGGCCAAAGAAACAGUUAAAAAUGUGUUUUUGAUCAGUGAAAACCUUUAACCUUUCAGACCUUAUAAACCGAGUAUUUCCGGUCAGAACUCUGUCUAUUAUUAAUUAUAGUUGUGUAUCUUUAUAAGUCGGCCCUCCUAUAGAUGUUAAGCAGGAAAAUGUGUUGCAGGAUGUUUUAAUCUGCAUACUUCAUGUAACUUUUGGACUUGAGUUUUGUAUUUUAAGUGUUGCACAAUAAAAGUUCAUUGAAUGGUACAACAAUAAUGUCAUAGUAAAGAAUGCUCAAAAAUGUCACUGUGAAGUUUGAUAAAAAUGUCAUAAAAUAGUAUGUUAUAAAUAUAAUAUAAAAAUAUGAUAAAAUAUAUUUUCGUUUGAAAAAAUUUUAUCUUUUGCUUUAAAUGGAAAUGUCAUAGGUAAAGUAAAGUAUGACAAAAAUGUCAUAGUAUAGAAUGUUAAAAAUUUCAUAUUCUAGUAUGAAAAAUGUCAUAGUAUAGUAUGAUAAAAAUGUCGUACUGUAGAAUGUUAAAAUAGUAUGAUAAAAAUUUAAUGGUGAAGUAUGUUAAAAUUUGAGUGUAAGAAGUAAAAAAUCCUAUAUAA